AUGGAUGCCUCAUUUUUAACAGACGGCGACAACAAUCAGACCUACGCUGAUGAGCAUCUUCUCUACGAGGGCAAGAUGGACGGCUUUGGCAUCGCCAUGGCUGUACUCUACUUGGCGGUUUGCAUCCUGGGCCUCGCCGGGAACUCCCUCGUCAUCGUCGCCAUUUUGAAGUUGGACAAAAUGUCGUCGCCCACGACGGUGUACAUCUUCAACCUGGCGCUGGCCGACGGACUCUUCAUGGUCGGCCUUCCCUUCAUCGCGAGCCAGAACUUCCGGAACUACUGGGUGUUUGGCGACGCGGCGUGCAAACUGGUCAUGGUGCUGGACGGCAUCAACCAGUUCACCAGCGUCUUCUGCCUGACGGCGAUGAGCCUCGACCGCUACAUGGCUCUGGCCGACCCGCUGCGGUUCGCCCGCUGGAGAACUCCGCGCAGCGCCAAGGUCGUCUCGGCUUUCAUGUGGCUGUUCUCGCUGCUCACCAUCCUCCCGAUGGCGCUCCACUUCUCGGCCGACGGAGGCCUGUGCAUGCCGUACCUCGUCUCCGAGGCCUGGUGGCUCGGCGUUCUGUCGUACACCUUCGUCCUGGGGUUCGCGCUGCCGUUCACGGCCAUGACGACGUUCUACGCGGCGCUGCUGCUCACCCUGAGGUCCCAGCGGCUCCGGGCGAACACGCCGCACAACCACGAGAGCCAGCGGCUGGAGCGGCAGGUGACCAAAAUGGUGGUGGCGGUGGUGGUGGUGUUUGGGGUUUGCUGGCUGCCGUUUUACACGUUGAACUUCUACUCUCUGUAUCAAACCGGCCUGGUGCUGAGCUUCACCAGGGCUUUCGAUUUCGUGGUGCUGCUGUCGUACUCUUGGAGCUGCGCCAACCCCAUCCUCUACGCCUGCCUCUCCGACACCUUCAGGAGGCACUUCCGCACCCUCGUCUGCCCCGCCGCCAAGUCGCCUCCCAGCAUGCACUGCAACACUGAACGGUAUGACUUAAGUGACACGUGUGUGCGGGAUGUGACCAUUCUGGCAUAGAGACACUACAUAAAAAAACCUGACUCUAUA
Perca flavescens (yellow perch) is the source of this 1053-nucleotide messenger RNA. RefSeq names its product somatostatin receptor type 5. The coding region runs from base 1 to 1023 and encodes 340 amino acids. Gene Ontology annotation, biological process: neuropeptide signaling pathway; regulation of insulin secretion; cellular response to glucocorticoid stimulus. The record is from RefSeq and is a predicted model, not a curated record. The transcript has a single exon. NCBI's taxonomy places the organism in Eukaryota, Metazoa, Chordata, Actinopteri, Perciformes, Percidae. Gene Ontology annotation, molecular function: somatostatin receptor activity; neuropeptide binding. Gene Ontology annotation, cellular component: neuron projection; plasma membrane.